AUGGACGGCUCGGGGGUCAAGAAGCCGCCCAAACGCCAGGAAGGCCGCAUCAUUCUGCAGUUUGACUAUGACUGCUUCUACGCUCAAGUGUUUGAGCAAAAGAACCCGGCUCUGAAAUCAAAGCCGGUUGGCGUCAAGCAGAAGAACAUCUUGGCCACGUGCAACUACAAUGCGCGCCGCCGCAAUGUCAAGAAGCUCAUGCUCAUUUCAGAGGCAAAGAAGAUAUGCCCUGAUCUUGUCCUUGUCGACGGCGAGGACCUGACGCCGUUUCGGGAUAUGAGCAAAAUACUCUUCAACUUCCUAAGAUCUCACUCUUGGAACGGCAAAGCCGAACGCCUUGGUUUUGAUGAGGUCUUCUUGGACGUGACGGACAUUAUCGAAUACAACAUGUUCUGUCUCAACCGGGCUUCAAUGGCUGAAUCUUUCUUCUACCUAUCUAAAAAGGAUCCCGAGCUGGGCUUCGCAUGCGAUUUAACCUCGAUUGCAGGCUGCGUUGUUGGUGCCGCCCCUGAGAGUGUGGAUUUGGAGAGCCCCAUCUACUUGAGACACCUCUUGGGAUCCCACCUUGCCCAAUACUUGCGACUCAAAUUAGAGCAAGGCUUUGGCUACACAUCAACCUGUGGCAUCUCUACAAACAAGCUUCUGAGCAAGCUCGUUGGUAGCAAGAACAAGCCGCAGAAUCAGACAACGCUACUUGCAUUGACUGAUGAUGAUAUCAUCAACUUUGUAGACGGACACAAGCUUCGCACCAUCCCAGGAAUGGGCUCCAAGAUCACGCACCUUUUGGAAGCCCAUAUCUUGUCCAAGGAACUCGAUCAGGACCUUGGUCCCUUUGAUUCUCUGGUUACUGCACGGGAAGCCCGUCUCCAUCCAACCGUCACGCCAUCCUUUCUAGAGACCCUUUUGGGCGGCCCAGGGGCCGAAAGAGGCGUCGGACCUCGAGUUUGGGGGUUUCUCCAUGGCGUGGAUCCUACUGAAGUCAAGGAAGCUACCGAUGUACCGUCACAGAUUAGCAUUGAAGACACCUACAAGGGCCUUGAAACGGUGCCCCGAAUAACGGAAGAGCUUCACAAGUUGUCCUGUUCUCUCAUCCGCAGAAUGAGGGUAGAUCUCUCUGUCCUGGAUGACGGUUCGGAUAUCCCUGGUAGUCGCAAGUGGAUUGCUCGACCAAGGACGCUUCGCCUCUCGAUUCGAUCGUGGCCAAAGUCAGAUGCCUCCCAGCCUCGGGACUUUAGUCGCGUGUCUCGGUCGGGACCGUUGCCAAGCUUUGUGUUUGACUUGAAGGCUGAUAUUGAUGAGAUCGCCCAGCAGCUAGUCGCAGAAGCGCUACUGCCAUUGCUUCGCCGCCUACAGAAUGAAAAGGGCCAAACGUGGAACCUGCAGCUGAUUAACAUCUGUGCCGCAAACAUGGUUGCCGGAGCUACUGGCGACAAGAUGGGGGCGGGACGGGACAUUGCAACCAUGUUUAAGAGGCAAGAUGAAGUGCUUGCUCCCUGGAGAAUUACAUCUGACGCUAUUGACGAGAAUGAUCAAAUCAUGGAAAACGAGACGGAGAGCAUUGUGCCUGAAGAUUCUGAUUCUGACACGGACAUUUCCUGGGAGGCUACAGACAAUUCAAUAUGCGCUACCUGCGGUUAUUCUAUACCUUCGUUUGCGCUCUCCGCCCACUCAAGGUAUCAUGAGCUAGGCGAAUGA
Trichoderma harzianum CBS 226.95 is the source of this 1695-nucleotide messenger RNA. RefSeq lists its product as hypothetical. Gene Ontology annotation, molecular function: damaged DNA binding; DNA-directed DNA polymerase activity. Gene Ontology annotation, biological process: translesion synthesis. The transcript is spliced from 3 exons. Lineage: Eukaryota; Fungi; Ascomycota; Sordariomycetes; Hypocreales; Hypocreaceae. The record is from RefSeq and is a predicted model, not a curated record. Bases 1 to 1695 code for a protein of 564 amino acids.